Messenger RNA from Linderina pennispora, 1702 nucleotides. Its product is annotated as glycoside hydrolase. Gene Ontology annotation, molecular function: glucan endo-1,6-beta-glucosidase activity. The record is from RefSeq and is a predicted model, not a curated record. The transcript is spliced from 2 exons. The coding region runs from base 71 to 1612 and encodes 513 amino acids. Lineage: Eukaryota; Fungi; Kickxellomycota; Kickxellomycetes; Kickxellales; Kickxellaceae. Gene Ontology annotation, biological process: glucan catabolic process. Gene Ontology annotation, cellular component: extracellular region; cell surface.
GUUCACCCCCUUUCCGCUUUGUUUCUCAGCAGCACUUAUUCUCCGCCUUUCCGAUAAAGCCAAACUAAGCAUGGGCAUGUUUUCCAGUCUAAAGUCGAUGCUAAAGGACGGUGACAGCGAUGUUGAAAGACACUUCUGUGCUCCAACUGCCCACCAACCUCCUAUCGGUGAGUUAAUGGGGCGGCUAGGUAGUUUUGCCCCUUAUGACCACAGCACAGCGCAGGUGUAUCGUUAUCGUAAGAUGUACGGUGUCAACAUUGGCUCUAUGUUUUGCCUGGAGCCUUGGAUAUCAACAGAGCUCUACAAGCCGUAUACCGAGGGAAAGGAUAGUCCACCUGAGUCUGAGGGCGAUCUGAUCGAAUGCAUGGGCAGUGAAGCGAAGCAAAAGAUGGAGGCACACUGGGACUCGUGGAUCCAGCGCGGUGACUUUGAGCGCAUGGCCAAGAUUGGUAUCAACACAGUCCGACUUCCUGUUGGAUGGUGGGUGCUUGGGCCAGGCUUUACGCAAGGACUGUAUGAGAAGCACUCAGAGGUGUACCGGAAUGCACUUGUCUAUGUGGGACGAGUAUUGCGCUGGGCUGAAGAAUUCCAAAUUGGCGUAUUGCUGGAUAUCCAUGCUAUUCCUGGCGGACAAAACAACGACUCACACUCGGGGAUUACAGGGAAGCCGCUAUUUUACCGAAACCAAGCGUGCCAGGAACUGACACUCCAGUGCUAUUCGGCAUUCACCAUGUUGGUGUCCAAUAUCACGCAUGUUGUUGGACUCCAAAUUAUAAACGAGCCGCUGGACGACCCAGUUCUGGAGGGCUUUUACUACCGCGCCAUACAGACCGUCCGAGGGCAUUCCUACUCGCUGCCAAUCUAUAUCGGUGAUGCUUGGAACACUGAAAAAUACGCAAAGUUUACGGGCAGCAUGCUUGGACAGUUUGGUAUGAUCGUUCUCGACACGCACAAAUACUGGUUGGCGCGCAAGCUGUGGGAGGAAGUAAAGCCCGAGCUCGAGCGACACAGCGCCGAUGCUCAUGGGAACCUGAUUAUCGGCGAGUACAGCGCGGUAUUGGCAAACCCGAGCUUUGAGGGUGAGGACCCAGCCAAGUGCAUGGGAGAGUUCGUGCGGCACCAGCUGGCAGCGUUUGAGCAGGUAUCGGCGGGCACAUUCUACUGGACAUGGCGACUGCAGUACGAUUCGUGGUUCUGGAGCUUCCAGUACUCGCUCGACCAGGGGGUUGUUCCACCCCGGUACUUUCCCUUUGCGUGGAGCAAAGGUGGUGAUCGGUGCAGCGAUGUGGCGCGGAUGGCCGAAGAGCAUCGAGCGGAGUGGAAGGAGCGCAGAGUGAGCGGCCACUCGAGCUAUUGGUCAAGCCGGGGCGGCGAAUACAGAUUCGAUCUAUUUGCUGCUGGGUUUGACAUGGGUCUAAGCGCAGCAAUAUUCUUUUACACCAAGCUGGAUACACCGUCCAAGAUCGGGUUCGUGCAGCAGCUGGCAUCGGAGCAUGCCGGCCACCAUAUAGCGGCACAUGGUGGAGAGCAGUGGCAGUGGGAGUAUGAGCAUGGAUUCAGCGAAGCGCAGCAAGAGUUUGAGGCAUUUGCCACAGCAAAACACAGCGAGUAACGACGUGUUAGGCAAUAGAAGAGGAAUAUAUUUGUUGUGAGGCAAGGAUGGUACGCUUGCAAUGGAAUAAAGGUGUCUUGAUUACUCGGA